Penicillium atrosanguineum is the source of this 1254-nucleotide messenger RNA. RefSeq lists its product as uncharacterized. The transcript has 2 exons. Gene Ontology annotation, molecular function: pyrimidine nucleotide transmembrane transporter activity. NCBI's taxonomy places the organism in Eukaryota, Fungi, Ascomycota, Eurotiomycetes, Eurotiales, Aspergillaceae. Gene Ontology annotation, biological process: pyrimidine nucleotide import into mitochondrion. Gene Ontology annotation, cellular component: mitochondrion. The coding region runs from base 1 to 1254 and encodes 417 amino acids. The record is from RefSeq and is a predicted model, not a curated record.
AUGCGCUCCGACAGCAAAGACAGCACUACAGCUGUCAGCAACCAUAACGAUCAUACGUCGGUCUUUCCUCCCGAUACUGCAGCUUCGUCCAUUCCUCACGUCCCCGCCAGCGAUGCGUCACCGAGCUCCGAUUUCGUCACUCGCCUGGAGAAGCUCUCAACCAAAGUUCCCGACAUAUGGAUCGCUCCUGUCUGCGGCGCCUUUGCAGGUGUCGCUUCCGGAAUCGUGACCUGUCCUCUCGAUGUGAUUAAAACCAAGCUGCAAGCCCAAGGCGGAUUUUCCCGACGUGCUGCGCAGUCCGGUGAGACGAAAGCUUUAUACCGGGGUAUGUUAGGGACCGGAAAGGUGAUCAUUCGGGAAGAUGGCCUGCGCGGUUUAUACCAAGGACUCGGUCCGAUGCUCAUGGGGUACCUUCCCACCUGGGCAGUUUACCUGGCGAUAUAUGACAAGUCUCGAGAAUACUUCUACGAAGAAACAGGCAGCUGGUGGUUAUCACGAGGCUAUGCUUCAGUUACAGCCGGAGCCUGCUCAACGAUCGUGACGAAUCCCAUCUGGGUGAUCAAGACACGGCUCAUGUCGCAAAGUUUGAAACAAAACAACGAAGGCGCGAGAGCCCCAUGGCAGUAUUCAGGCACAUUAGAUGCCGCCCGUAAGAUGUACCGAAUUGAGGGUUUCCGCUCAUUCUACUCUGGCUUGACACCCGCUCUUCUGGGACUGAGUCAUGUCGCCAUCCAAUUUCCACUCUACGAAUAUUUAAAGAUGGCUUUCACUGGAUAUAGUAUCGGAGAACAUCCGAACAACGGCAGCUCCCACUGGAUUGGGAUUUCAUGCGCCACGUUCCUUAGCAAAAUCUGUGCCAGCACCAUCACUUACCCCCACGAGGUUCUUCGCACGCGACUGCAAACCCAGCAGCGUUCUGCACCCGCUCCUUCAUCAGAAGAGAUUGCUUUCCGCGGUGGCUUGCAUCAUCCACAUGACCGUGGUCAGCCCCGGGUAUUCUCGUCCUCAGACGGCAUGCCGCUUCGUCCUCGAUACGCAGGAAUGUUCCGCACGUGUCAGACAAUUCUCAAAGAAGAGGGCUGGACCGCUUUCUAUUCCGGGAUCGGCACCAACCUGUUCCGGGCCGUCCCGGCUGCUAUGACGACCAUGCUCACUUACGAGUACCUGCGGAAGCUCAUGCACAAUCUUCAGCAUGAAGGCGCGCUAAAGCGUGACAUGGAAGAUAACGGUACCGAUACUGGAAGCACGAUAUGA